Molecule: messenger RNA, 2663 nt
Organism: Acinonyx jubatus (cheetah)
Lineage: Eukaryota; Metazoa; Chordata; Mammalia; Carnivora; Felidae
Gene: KBTBD13
Product: kelch repeat and BTB domain containing 13
Exons: 1
Coding region: 1204-2583 (459 amino acids)
Molecular function (GO): protein binding
Source: RefSeq, a predicted model, not a curated record
GUGAAUACCCAGCAUUUGUAGCACAGAAAGGCAGCAGAGCACAGUAGUCAGGGGAACACUCUCUAUGGUCAGAUUGUUUGCAAGCCAGUCCUAGCUCUGCCACUCUCUUGCCAUGUGACCUUGGGCAUGUGACUAAACUCUUGGUGCCAUAGUCUCUUCAUCCAUGAAAUAGAGACUCAUAGUGUUUCUGUGAGCAAUACAUGGAUAACAUCUAUUAAAUGAGGAAAAAUGAGAGUAUCUAUUCAUAGGAUUACUGCAGGAAUGACAGGAGUCGAAUGGCUUACCAAAGUGCCUGACAUACCAUGCAAAUUAAGUGUUAACUAAUAUUAUUUCAAGAACCCUUCCCCUUCCCAUCUAUAUACUUAUGAUCCUCUCAUCAGCCCCACUAACCUUUUCCCAAGGUCCAGAGCUACACAGCAACAGAGGGACGAGUGGGGAGCAGACAUCAGCUUCCUAUUCCUAGCUCAAGUCAAGGAGUACUUCCACAUUCAGAGGUUUGAAGGACGCUCAACUGCUACCCUCCCAUUUUUUACAGAGAAUGAAAUCAAGGCUGAAAAGGAGACUGAACCAGCCCAGAGCCAGGGGCAGAGGUUCAGGCUAAAUUAGAACCUGCUCCCGACCCCAGUCCGGUCCACUCUAUUUGCUUUAUCUCUGCUGCCUCUCCCUCCAGCGUCCAAGAAACUUAGCUACUCACCAACCCAGUGGGGUGGGCUCGAUGUUAAUCCUGUCCUUGCUUCUUCCCAGCUGAAUGACCUUGAACAAGUCAUGUAAAUUCUCUCAGCCUCAUUUUAAACAUCUUACAGAUAUUAUCCCAAUUGGUAGAUGUUCUUAUUGGUCACACUCUGAGGAAACAAGGCCGAGUUGGGAUACUUGCACAGGAGCAUACAGUCGCUUUAGUACAGGUUAAAAGGGGGUAUCUUUGUAAGCAGCUCUCACAGUGCCCCGCAUGCAUUAGGUGCUCCAUAUGUAGUCACUAUUGUUUCUAUUUCCCACACGGAAGUGAGUGACCCUGCAGGACUCCCAGAUGCCCUCCGGCCCGCAGCCAUCCAGCCUGCCGGCCACCACAUCACAUGAGCCAUACUAUCUUUAGCCAGGGAGAUAUUUAUAUCCCCCGGGAAGUUUUUUUCCGCUCUGGGGGAGCCCCAGAGUCGGUGGCCGCUGAAUCCAGGCCCCCGCGGCGGCCCCCCGCCCAACGGGCUCGCCAUGCCGCGGGCCCCAGAGGCCCCCACGGUGCAAGUGUGGGUGGGCGGCCAGCUCUUCCAGGCCGAGCGGGCCCUGCUGGUGGAGCACUGCGGCUUCUUCCGUGGCCUUUUCCGCUCCGGCAUGCGGGAGACGCGCGCGGCCGAGGUGCGCCUGGGCGCGCUGAGCGCUGGCGGCUUCCACACCAUGCUGCAGGUGCUGCGCGGCGAGCGGCCGGCGCUGGCGGCCGCAGACGAGCUGCUGCAGGCCGUGGAGUGCGCCGCCUUCCUGCAGGCGCCAGCGCUGGCGCGCUUCCUGGAGCACAGCCUCACGUCGGACAACUGCGCGCUGCUGUGCGACGCGGCCGCCGUCUUCGGCCUGCACGACGUAUUCCACAGCGCCGCGCUCUUCAUCCGCGACGGCGCACACGACCUGGCGGCCGAGCUGGCGCUGCCCGAGGCGCGCGCCUACGUAGCGGCGCUGCGGCCCAGCAGCUACGUGGCCGUGAGCACGCACACGCCGGCGCCCGGCUUCCUGGAGGACGCGUCGCGCACGGUGUGCUACCUAGACGAGGAGGAAGACGCGUGGCGCACGCUGGCCGCGCUGCCACUGGAGGCCAGCACGCUGCUGGCGGGUGUAGCCACGCUGGGCAACAAGCUGUAUAUCGUGGGUGGCGUGAGGGGCGCCAGCAAGGAGGUGGUGGAACUGGGCUUCUGCUAUGACCCGGCCAGCGGCACGUGGCGCGAAUUCCCCAGCCCGCACCAGCCGCGCUACGACACGGCGCUGGCUGGCUUCGAUGGCCGCCUCUACGCCAUAGGCGGCGAGUUCCAGAGGAUGCCCAUGAGCUCUGUGGAGCGCUACGACCCCGCUGCGGGUUGCUGGAGCUUCGUAGCCGACCUGCCGCAGCCGGCUGCCGGCGUGCCCUGCGCCCAGGCGUGUGGCCGCCUCUUCGUGUGUCUAUGGAGGCCGGCUGACACCACGGCCAUAGUGGAGUACACUGUGCGGGCCGACACGUGGCUGCCGGUGGCUGAGCUGCGGCGCCCGCAGAGCUACGGCCACUGCAUGGUGGCCCACCGCGACAGCCUCUAUGUGGUGCGCAAUGGACCUUCCGACGACUUCCUACACUGCGCCAUCGACUGCUUCAACUUGGCCACGGGCCAGUGGACGGCGCUGCCUGGCCAGUUUGUCAACAGCAAGGGAGCUCUCUUCACAGCGGUGGUGCGCGGCGAUACAGUCUAUACGGUCAACCGCAUGUUUACGCUGCUCUAUGCCAUCGAGGGUGGCACCUGGAGGUUGCUCAGGGAGAAGGCCGGUUUCCCAAGGCCCGGCUCCUUGCAGACCUUUCUUCUUAGGCUGCCUCCUGGCGCCCCGGGGCCUGUGGCCUCAACGACACCAGAACUGUGACCCUGGGCUGGUCUUAGAGGGGAUAUCCUGGAGUCUUCGCUGAGCCAUGGCAGAGUCUAUAAAGCCGGCCUUUGGAGCUG